Molecule: messenger RNA, 2957 nt
Organism: Eptesicus fuscus (big brown bat)
Lineage: Eukaryota; Metazoa; Chordata; Mammalia; Chiroptera; Vespertilionidae
Gene: ADAM22
Product: ADAM metallopeptidase domain 22
Exons: 32
Coding region: 25-2919 (964 amino acids)
Biological process (GO): proteolysis
Cellular component (GO): postsynaptic density membrane
Molecular function (GO): metalloendopeptidase activity
Source: RefSeq, a predicted model, not a curated record
AGCGAGGGGGCUGACGGCAGCACCAUGCAGGCGGCGGCCGCUGCGUCCGUGCCCAUCUUGCUGCUCUGCGCCCUGGGGACCUGCCCCUGGGUGCGCGGCGGCCGGGCAGGAGACGCCUCGUUGACCGAGCUGGAGAGGAGGAACGAAAACCGCUUCCUGGAGCGCCAGAGCAUCGUGCCACUCCGGCUCCUCUAUCGCUCCGGCGACGAAGACGAAACCGGGCACGACGCGCUCACCACGCGGGUGCGGGGCGACCCCGGCGGCGCUCAGUUGACUCACGUUGACCAGGCAAGCUUCCAGGUGGAUGCCUUUGGAACAUCAUUUAUUCUUGAUGUCGUGCUAAACCAUGAUUUGCUGUCCUCUGAAUACAUAGAGAGACACAUUGAACAUGGAGGGAAGACGGUGGAAGUUAAAGGAGGAGAGCACUGUUACUACCAGGGCCAUAUCCGAGGAAACCCGGCCUCAUUUGUUGCAUUGUCAACAUGCCAUGGACUUCAUGGGAUGUUCUAUGAUGGGAACCACACCUAUCUCAUUGAGCCAGAAGAAAGUGACACCUCCCAAGAGGAUUUCCGUUUUCACUCAGUUUACAAAUCCAGACUCUUUGAAUUUCCUUUGGAUGAUCUCCCCUCUGAGUUCCAACAAGUAAACAUCACUCCACCAAAAUUUAUUUUGAAGCCAAGACCAAAAAGGACUAAACGGCAGCUCCAUCGCCAUCCUCGAAAUGUAGAGGAGGAAACCAAAUAUAUUGAACUGAUGAUUGUGAACGAUCAUCUCAUGUUCAAAAAACAUCGGCUUUCCGUUGUACAUACCAAUACGUAUGCGAAAUCUGUGGUGAACAUGGCGGAUUUAAUAUAUAAAGACCAACUUAAGACCAGGAUAGUAUUGGUUGCCAUGGAAACCUGGGCAGCUGACAACAAGUUUGCCAUAUCUGAAAAUCCAUUGAUCACCCUACGUGAGUUUAUGAAAUACAGGAGGGAUUUUAUCAAAGAGAAAAGUGAUGCAGUUCACCUUUUUUCGGGAAGUCAAUUUGAGAGUAGCCGGAGCGGGGCAGCUUAUAUUGGUGGGAUUUGCUCGUUGCUGAAAGGAGGAGGCGUGAAUGAAUUUGGGAAAACUGAUUUAAUGGCAGUUACACUUGCCCAGUCAUUAGCCCAUAAUAUUGGUAUUAUCUCAGACAAAAGAAAGUUAGCAAGUGGCGAGUGUACAUGUGAGGACACAUGGUCUGGAUGCAUAAUGGGAGACACCGGUUACUAUCUUCCUAAGAAGUUUACGCAGUGUAAUGUUGAAGAGUAUCAUGACUUCCUGAACAGUGGAGGUGGAGCCUGCCUUUUCAAUAAGCCUUCUAAGCUUCUCGAUCCUCCUGAGUGUGGUAAUGGCUUCAUUGAAACUGGAGAGGAGUGUGACUGCGGGACCCCAGCAGAAUGUGUCCUCGAAGGAGCAGAGUGUUGUAAGAAAUGCACCUUGACUCAAGACUCUCAAUGCAGUGAUGGUCUUUGUUGUAAAAAGUGCAAGUUUCAGCCUAUGGGGACUGUGUGCCGAGAAGCAGUAAAUGAUUGUGAUAUUCGUGAAUCAUGCUCAGGAAACUCAAGCCAGUGUGCCCCAAAUAUUCAUAAAAUGGAUGGAUAUUCAUGUGAUGGUGUUCAGGGGAUUUGCUUUGGAGGAAGAUGCAAAACCAGGGAUAGACAAUGCAAAUACAUCUGGGGGCAAAAGGUGAUGGCAUCAGACAAGUACUGCUAUGAGAAGCUGAAUAUUGAAGGGACCGAGAAGGGCAACUGUGGGAAAGACAAAGACACAUGGAUACAGUGCAACAAACGGGAUGUGCUUUGUGGCUACCUUUUGUGUACCAAUAUUGGCAAUAUCCCACGGCUUGGAGAACUUGAUGGUGAAAUCACAUCUACUUUAGUUGUGCAGCAGGGAAGAACAUUAAACUGCAGUGGUGGGCAUGUUAAGCUUGAAGAAGAUGUAGAUCUUGGCUAUGUGGAAGAUGGGACACCUUGUGGUCCCCAAAUGAUGUGCUUAGAACACAGGUGUCUCCCUGUGGCCUCCUUCAACUUUAGUACUUGCUUAAGCAAUAAAGAAGGCAUUGUUUGUUCAGGAAAUGGAGUUUGCAGUAAUGAGCUGAAGUGUGUGUGUAACAUGCACUGGACCGGUGCUGACUGCAGCACUUACUUUCCUCUCAACGAUGAUGAAAAGACUGGUAUAACUCUGUCUGGCAACGGUGUUGCUGGUACCAAUAUCAUAAUAGGCAUAAUUGCUGGCACCAUUUUAGUGUUGGCCCUCAUAUUAGGAAUGACUGCAUGGGGUUAUAAAAACUAUCGAGAACAGAGACAGUUACCCCAGGGAGAUUAUGUAAAAAAGCCUGGAGAUGGCGACUCUUUUUAUAGCGACAUUCCUCCCGGAGUCAGCACAAACUCAGCAUCUAGUUCUAAGAAGAGGUCUGCUUUUCUGUCGCAUUUUCAGAUUUCUACCUGUUCCAUCACACAUUAUUCCAUUAGUCAGAACAUUUCAUUAUUUUGCAGCAGGUCAAACGGACUCUCUCAUUCUUGGAGUGAAAGGAUUCCAGACACAAAGCAUAUUUCAGACAUCUGUGAAAAUGGGCGACCUCGAAGUAACUCUUGGCAAGGUAAUGUGGGAGGCAACAGAAAGAAAAUCAGAGGCAAAAGAUUUAGACCUCGGUCUAAUUCCACUGAGUAUUUAAGCCCAUGGUUCAAAAGAGACUAUAAUGUAGCUAAGUGGGUAGAAGAUGUGAAUAAAAACACUGAAGGACCAUACUUUAGGACUUUAUCUCCUGCCAAGUCUCCUUCUUCAUCAACUGGGUCUAUUGCCUCCAGCAGAAAAUACCCCUACCCAAUGCCUCCACUUCCCGACGAGGAGAAGAAAGUGAACCGACAAAGUGCCAGGCUCUGGGAGACAUCCAUUUAAGAUCAACUGUUUACAUGUGACACAUCGAAACUGUUUAC